Molecule: messenger RNA, 6344 nt
Organism: Lytechinus pictus (painted urchin)
Lineage: Eukaryota; Metazoa; Echinodermata; Echinoidea; Temnopleuroida; Toxopneustidae
Product: E3 ubiquitin-protein ligase PDZRN3-B-like
Exons: 2
Coding region: 72-1871 (599 amino acids)
Source: RefSeq, a predicted model, not a curated record
UGUUUUCUUGUUGUUUUCUGCAGUUUGAAGACUGUCUGUACGAAGGAAACGCUCUUCUUGACGAUCUUCAGAUGGACAUGUUAGAACAGACGCACCAAGAAGCCAUGCAGUUCACUGCUUGUCUAUUACACUCGGAGGGCAGACCCGAUGAUGAUGGCACCACAGAUACAGGAACAACCAACACCUCAAACCAUCUAGAGAAGGACAGUGGUGUGGGCAGAGCUACAGAUGAGAGUACGAGACACGAUGAGAGUUCAGAUCAUGAGAUCUUGGUAGAUGAUGCCAGUAUCAACCAGAAGUUCCCAGUGGAUACCACUAGCCUGGGCAGCGGGGGCGACCUCAGGUACAGCAACGACAGCUUCACGUCCAACUCAACUGCAGAGCAUGACUUCAUGGGCCAUGAGAUAUCGGUGGAGGAAUGCAUGAAGUUCCAAGCAGCUCUGGAGAGCAAAUGUGACAAUAAGCAUUUGAGGAGUGAUACCGAUGAAAGCAUAAGGGGAAAAGAGACCAAAGUGAUGAAGUUGGGAUCGGAUUCCAUGGAUACUACCAGCCAGAGUGGUGAUUCGUUGAACCGUCCUUGUCGCAAUCGCUUGAUCUGUGAUCAGCAGGAUGAGCUGCAGAAAGAAAGGAGAGUGAAUGGUCAUGGGGAUGUGUGGUUGUCUAAUCAAUCUCAUGAUGAACAAUUAGACACUAUUCCUUGUCAGUGUCCAAGUUCAGAAUCAAGUCAAAAGGUGGAUAAACCUGAAAAGGACAACUCACACCAGCAGCAAAAGGAUCUUUCUCCAGAAACCAAAGAAGAAGCCAACAAGGAAAAUGGUUUGCCAUCAAGUGAGAGGCAACACAGAAGAUCCGGCUCAGGAUCUGGAAGGUCUCAUAGAGCGCCAAGAACUGUUCCUGGUAGUCCAGGUGGAAGGAGCAAAUCCUCUUCAAGCUCCAGGGAUAGAUCAAAGAGCACUAGCAGUUCAGGGUCCACAAAGGGCUCCAGCAAGGAUAAACAUUCUAGCCCCAGUAAGGGUGCAUCCACAAACAAUGGAGAAUCAAACCACAAACACCAACAAACACAGCAGCAGCAGCAGCAGCAAGAUAAUUUAGGACAGCUACCGGGUGCAAAAGCUUAUCCACGACGACCUGCUACAAACCCUCAUCUCAGAGCGCAGUUCACCCAACGUAGCCCGUAUUUUAUGCAACAUGAUUCUACAAGGACUAAUUUAUUAAAGCACAAUUGGAAAGUUCAGCAGCAAGCAUCUCAGCUGAAGAGAAGCUUUGAUAAGUAUGGUAGCAUCCAGAGCCUGCAGUCUGUUCCUGGGUAUGCUAAGCACUAUCGUAGCUAUCUCCAUCUUAUCAAUCAGAAUGAGGAAAAUGCCAUGAAAUCUCAAAACAAUUCACAAAGGAACGUAGAGGGACAGUGGAAGGUCAAGAUCCGCAGUGAUGGCACACGUUACAUCACCAAGCGGUCAAGCCGUGACAGACUCCUGAAGGAACGAGCCACCAAGAUCCAGGAAGAGCGUGCCGGGAUGACAACGGAUGACGAAGCAGUCAGCGAGAUGAAACUUGGAAGGUACUGGAGCAAGGAAGAUCGUAAGCGACAUUUAGAGCGUGCCAGAGAUCAGCGAAUGAGAAGAGAGUACAUGCAGCAGGCUCGUAUGGAAUGUCUUCAAGAACUAGAGGAAGACGGCAUCUUGAGUGGUGGCGGAGGGAAGAGAGAACCUGACAUCGUAGAGCUGAGCCAUAGAAAACUCAAUAAGAAGAAGGGUCGCAAGAUGAUGCUCGAUGACUUCACCACUGUGCAAGAGAUGUUGAUUCAUGGUUCAAAAGUCAGUCCAGACACAGCAAAAGAGUUCAGUCCUAUCUUAAAUGUUACUAUGGUAUGACAGCAGUUUAUUCAUAUAUUCUACCUAGUUUUAGUAAUGUCUUUCUGUCAUGGGAAAAUAUGGUACGAGCAGCAAGGUUUCUAUGCAUUUUAUUGGUAUAGCCAGUGACAAAGCUUAGUUCGAAUAUGAAAUAUGAAUAUUCUAUUUAAAUCAGUCAUGUCAUAUGUGAAAGAAGUGCAAACACUUAUCUGACACAAUUUAUAAAAAAAAGGUCAAAGUUCUUUCAAAUCUUCCCUGCCUAAAAUUUUAAUGGCAUAGACAAUUGCCUAAUUAUGAGGUUAAUUACAUCUAAGAGUCGAUUACUAAAGGUUUCCUUAAUUCCCGAGAGAUGAUGGUAGACUAAAGCAUUAAUUUGACCGCAUAUGACUCAGCGUUCCAAAAGCCAGACCAUUCUGAUGAGGAAAACAGGCUCCUGUUAUAUGUGCCAAACAUAGGAUGGAGGGGUCUAAUUGAACGGUUUAUAUUUAUCUCUCAUUUCCUGCAUUCUGCGAAUCAAAGAUGGGGGUCUGAAAUAAUGUAAUCAAACGACAAGAAAUGAUUACCCCUGCCAAAUGAAGUUAAUUAAAUCCUGGCAAUGCUUUGAAUUUGCUACUGUCAUAACCGGGGUAUUCGGCCAUCUGUGUCUCUGAAGGGAUGAUUUAUCUGACAGGCGUACCCAGGCGCAGCAGCCUCCUCUCAUUAAAUCCAUCGCGUCUUCUCCUGCCCAUCAUGGGCAUUGUUUAUGAUUAGACCUACAGCAAAAGGGUGCUAUCUAUUCAAAUGAUCCGUACAAAUCACUUUAAGCCCGUAAUCAGUCCUGAGCAAUUGCCGGUAUUACAGUCGUAGUAAUGGGAUGACAUCAAUUAAUGUGUUUGCCUUUUGUAAGAUGUUAAGUCAUUAUGAGCUGACUGAUAGAUCUGUGUGACGAUCGCUGUCUCACCAAAUCGCACUGUUUUAUGAGUUUAUUUCUUCUCAUGAAGGCUUUCAACUAGCUAAGGUCAUCAAACGUAAAAAUAUCAACUAAACAUAUGUUAAAUAUCAAGAACAUACAAUAUCAAUUCUAUUUUUCCUGUAUCCUUUAUCUAGAAAAAAAGAUGCCAAAUUUUAUUACAUUUUGGUACUAAAAGUGCACCUCUUUUGAAGAAAUAGGAAUCACAUAUAAAGCUUUCAGUAGGGACCAAUCUAGAAAUAUGUAGAUUUUUUGGUAAAAAUAUCUGUAAAUCUGUAUAGUUGACUUACUCAUCUGUGAAAUUUCUUCUUCACGUUUAGAGCGCAUGGGAAUAUUAUAGGAUUAGCCAGAAAGCUAGAAGACAUUAUAAUUAAUGGUUAAGGGAACAGAUGUCCGAUCUUAGAAUAUCAUGACCAAGAGCUUUCUCCAGAAAUUUGUUUUUCUUUCAUUAUUGUGGAAGAAGAUAUAAAGGGAGAAAGAAUCCUUUCCUUUCCUGCUUGCUGUGAGGUCAAAAAUCUAGAUUUCUUUCUGGAAGAUAAAAAAGUUAAGGGGAUGGAAGCUCAGCGAGUAGAAACAAGGUGUCCGGGAGGAUGGUAAAACGAUUGCUUGAAGGGAUGUGAGGAAACGUGACACUAUUCAUUCUUGUCAUAGAGGAAUGGAGACUGAGAAUUGCCUUUUGUACGUUCUUCUGAUCAAUCAUCCGCUCUCUGCUUUCACCAAAAGAGAGAUGAACAAUAGAGGGAAAGGUUAGGUGGGUGGAGAUUGGAUGAUAAAUAGGACAGGCAAAUAAAAGGUGCAGAAAAAAGGGGGGAAAUGAACAUGGAAAUCUGGAAUUGACACAUCUGGAAUGAAGGCAGGGAGAGUGGGAGAGAAGGGGUGUUUGAGAUAACCCCCCUCCCCCAGCCAAUUUUGAAAAAGGUUCACAUUGUAAUGACUCAAAAUCCUGGCUCACAUCUUUGAAACUAAGUAUAAAACAGUUCAUUCAUUUUAAUGAUUCUGUACAUUUGUUUGAACUCCUGUGUUAUAUUGGUUUGGCUUCUUCCUUCAUACUGCUCUUAACCUAACCUAACCUAACCACUAUAAGUUUGCACAUUUAUGUUAACUUCAGAAAAAAAAAGUUGAUGGUUUGGAAACUUCAUGCAUUUCUAAAGCUGCCAAUACCCCAAAGUGAGAGAGUGAAAAUUGAUGAUUAUUUUCUGAUAUUGAUUUAAUUGAUUUAAAAUAAGAUAUUAAGAAAUGAUAUAUUUUGUAUAACUCUGAUCUAUAUUGGUGUAAUAAUUCCAAUCGUUACGACACUGUGUAGAUAUAGCCAAAGUGCAGAUUAUGAUUUUGUUAUGUUAUGACAGUAUUUAUAUUAUUUUGUGCCAAAUGUGAACAGACUUCAAACUACACUCCUGCACCGGUAGUUUUGAUCAACUGUAGCAAUAGAUAAGCAUGUUCCAAUGUAUGUAUAUUUGAAGAAAAAACAAACAAACAUGUAUGUGGUCGUUUCUAGUCCCCAUACCUCGUUUUGCCAAGUGCGAUUUUGCUAUCGUUUGUCCGGUUUUUUUUAGACUAGAUGAAAAAAAAAAGAUAUAUGAUUAUUUAUUCAAAUUUGCCUCUUGUUGUCUUCUUAUGCAUACUAUCAACUUUUUUUAUACACUUGAUGUUCCAGUGUGUAUGCUUUCUUAUAUUUGAAAAUAUAUCUAAAUAUGCAUGGACAUUUAAGGUUGAUGUCUGUAGUGAAUGUUAGGGUGACAGUGGAAGUGUAUGAAAGUGUAUAUCUAUUUUGUACAGUCUUGUAAAAAUGUGUAUUACAGAAUGGAAAAAAAGUCAAAUUAUAAUAAAUCUAUUACAACUAUUUCAAUAUUAUAUAGUGAUGAUAUGGAGACCGAUUCAGUGUGUCUUUAUGAUGUGACGAUACAGCCUCGUGCUGUACGGUGAGGGAUGAUUUCAGAAAUAUUGGAGUGAUCAACUUUUGAUAGCUUAAUGUUUCAAUGAUUUGUGAAUUUCUUUGUGAUUCUGCGUCCUCGUAAUGGGAUCGAUGCUCAUUCAAGGAAAAGAAGUGGGCAUGAAAAUUCUGACUCACAGAAAAUAAUUAAUUGUAUUUAUUUUUCAAAAGCAGAGUAUUUGUUUUUAAAAGUCCUUCGAGGUUACUGUUUCCUGUUGCUUGCCGCAUUCUUCAAAAUUUCAAAUAGUAAUUGACAUGUAACGAUAGAGGUAUCAAGUCCUUUGAGACAUUUCAUUCUACUAAAAAAAAAUAAAUAGAAUAAAACGAUUUGAUUGUAUUUAUGUCUUUCAUUGUCUUAGAGGGUUAAGCAUCACUGUCAAACAUAAUUUUGCUAUUUCACAUUUCUCGGCAAAUAUUGUAGAAAGUCAGACACUUAUCUCACUUAUGAUAUUCUCAUCACUUCUGUGCAAAUGCCAACUAAAAUCAGUUGAUAUGAAGCUUCUCUAAAUCUAAUGAAAAGCUUUUGGAGUAAUCCCCAGAAUUGUUACAGGAUUUUUCAUCACCUCUAGUGUGUAUUUGCCGAAAGAUACCAGACAAGAAGUUUCCUGCAUUUUCAAUCUAUUUCCCUUCAUAUUCCUGUAUCACGUUGCAGUUAGAUGUGCCGUAAACUUGUCAUGGGUGCGUUUUUAGAAAGGUACCGCUCAAACUAAUACGAUAGCGGAGAUUCUCUCUGCACUUCCCGUGAGCUAGGAGUUAGUAAUGUAGCACGUGAGAAGUAAAGAGGUAGAAUCUCCCUGCUUUUCAUCUCACGCACAUCCUCAAUUGGUAUUGAUUUCACGGCCUAGGUGUGACGUUAUCACCAAUGGCGGUGCAGGUCCUCCUGUUUGCUAAAAAAUCAUCGUCCAGAAUUUGACUGGAAGGUAUUUGCCAGCAUCUGCACUUAGAGUUACCGCCUCAAGAUCUUCUCUCUCCCUUCCCGAGAUGGGUUUGCGAUUUGGCGAGAAAAUCUCAGUGUUGGGGAGCUGGUGGCCGCAUUUUUCCUUGCCAUAUUGACGCAAGGGAGAACGGGGUUCGGCAGGUAAAUACCAAGUGUGUGUGUGGACUGCGAUGAAAGCAUUCAAGGAUGACGAAGGUCACGGAAGAUGACCCAAGGUAGUAGUGAAAAUUAGCCGCUCGUACCUCCACCGUCGUCCUUUGGUAAAUUUGAGGGAUGAGACGCCUCGUAUUUGAGCAAAAUGGUGGUUAAAUUGAUUUUUUAUAGAGCAGAUUAUUUGUGAAUUGGGAUCAUAUUAUUCAGACAGUGAUAGGAGAUGAAGGGGAAUGGAAAAAGAGGAUGUAUCAAGUUCAGUGCACUUUUCCUUUCUCUCUUGAAUAGAGAGAGAGACGAGUAUGCCGAGGAAUUUUUAUGUAUUUUUACGUGUUUGCACAAGGACAAGCACAACAAAUUUUCACAUUGUGCAUUUGCUAUAAAUGUUUAAUCUAUAUUAUAAUGUUUGUUGUUUUAUUGUAAAGUUUAAUUAUGGAAUACUUUAAGAAACUUGUAAACCUGUACAGAGAAAGAUGAUGAAUUAAAAUACUUCACCAAAAGAAAAGAAAAAAAAUGUCUAAAUUUCAA